AAUUUUCUCCAGACUAAGGCUUCAGUUCUGGCCUUUGGGGUUCAAAGUCCCUGGGACCAGGCUGUGAUUUCCACUCCCACAUCUCAAUCCUCAACCCCUCAACCCGAAGCCCAGGCUACACCUGGGACCUCCUGGACAGACUGUGCCUCCCGGGAUGCCACUGCUGCCACCACUGCUGCCACCACUGCUGCUGCCGCGGCUGCUGCUGCCGCUGCCUUGAGCCCCAAUGGGGGAGUGAGAGGCCACUGCUGGCCGGACAUGGGCCUCCCCACAGUGCCUGACCUGCUGCUGCCACUGGUGCUCCUGGCUCUGUUGGUGGGAAUAUACCCUUCAGGGGUUAUUGGACUGGUCCCUCACCUCAGGGACCGGGAGAAGAGAGAUAGUCAGUGUCCUCAAGGAAAAUAUAAGCACCCUGGAAAUAGUUCCAUUUGCUGUACCAAGUGCCACAAAGGAACCUACUUGUACAGUGACUGUCCAGGUCAGGGGCUGGACACGGACUGCAGGGAGUGUGAGAUUGGCACCUUUACUGCUUCAGAGAACCACCUCAGAAACUGCCUCACCUGCUCCAAAUGCCGAACAGAACUGCACCAGUUGGAACUUUCUCCCUGCACAGUGGACCAGGACAUUGUGUGUGGCUGCAGGAAGAACCAGUACCGGCGUUAUUUUAAUAACAACAGCCUUUUCGAGUGCAAGAACUGCAGUCUCUGCCUCAACGGCACCGUGCAUCUCGCCUGCCAGGAGAGACAGAACACCGUGUGCACCUGCCAUGCAGGGUUCUUUCUAAGAGAAAAUGAGUGUGUCUCCUGUAGUAACUGUAAGAAAAACUCGGAGUGCACAAAGCUGUGUGUACCCACAACUGAAAACGUUAGGAGCCCUCAGGACCCAGGCACGUCAGUGCUGUUGCCCCUGGUGAUCAUCCUUGGUCUUUGCCUUCUAUCCCUCCUCUUCAUCGGUUUCAUGUGCCGCUACCAACGGUGGAAGCCCAAGCUCUACUCCAUCGUUUGUGGGAAAUCGACACCUGAAAAAGAGGGGGAGCUUGACCGAGUGACGACGAAGCCCCCAGCUCCAGCCCCAGGCUUCGGUCCCACCCUGGGCUUCAGUCCCAUCCCCAGUGUGGAACCUUCAUACGUCACCCCCAGAGACGCGUCCAGUUUCACGGUUGCGUCAGCCCGCAGAGAAGCGGCCCCAGCCUCCCAGGCGGUCGACCCCACCCUCACCGCGGCCCUCCCGUCCGCCGCCAUCCGCAGCCCCCCUCCGAAGUGGGAGGACAGCGCGCACGCGCAGCGCUCGGACGAGGACGGCCCUCGGAGGGACAGGCACGAGCUGGCCCCCGCCCUCUCGGGGCGACCCUCCCCGUGUACAUAG
Galeopterus variegatus (Sunda flying lemur) is the source of this 1365-nucleotide messenger RNA. RefSeq names its product tumor necrosis factor receptor superfamily, member 1A (gene TNFRSF1A). Gene Ontology annotation, cellular component: signaling receptor complex; mitochondrion; membrane raft. Gene Ontology annotation, molecular function: tumor necrosis factor binding; tumor necrosis factor receptor activity. NCBI's taxonomy places the organism in Eukaryota, Metazoa, Chordata, Mammalia, Dermoptera, Cynocephalidae. Gene Ontology annotation, biological process: tumor necrosis factor-mediated signaling pathway; inflammatory response; prostaglandin metabolic process. The record is from RefSeq and is a predicted model, not a curated record. The coding region runs from base 259 to 1365 and encodes 368 amino acids. The transcript has 11 exons.